Molecule: messenger RNA, 4079 nt
Organism: Homalodisca vitripennis (glassy-winged sharpshooter)
Lineage: Eukaryota; Metazoa; Arthropoda; Insecta; Hemiptera; Cicadellidae
Gene: tous
Product: cilia- and flagella-associated protein 57
Exons: 19
Coding region: 203-3886 (1227 amino acids)
Molecular function (GO): protein binding
Source: RefSeq, a predicted model, not a curated record
UUGAAUGUUCAAUGGUUUGAUGAUUGACUAGAAGAUACUUCUACUACUCUACGUUCUCUUUAAUUCCCUAAUAUUUAUAUUAUUUGUUGUAACUUCAACUGCUCCAGCAAAUAGUGGCGAAUUUUUACAUUAUAAAACAAACUUUUUGUAACUAUAAUGUUCUAAAUUUUGCCUCAUAAUAAUACUGUUCUUGCCAUAAGGAAUGGCUUCUUUCCAGGGUCUUCAACCAAGGGUUUUCUGGGGUCUUACCACCAGUAUUAAGGGUAAUAUUAAUUUUGUUACCGAUUUAGAUGUGCUAUACCCUGCUGGUGGAGCUUUGAUUUUUCAUAAUUAUGUUCAGCAAACCCAAGCACAUAUCAAAUUGCCAGAACCACAGAAGGUAUUGAAUAUUAUCAUUGUCAGUCCAAACAAGAAGAUAAUUGCAAUUGCAGAGGAAGGUGAUAAGCCUUGUAUUUCAUUGUAUGAUGUAAAAUCAAUGAAAAGGAAGAAAAUUCUCGGAUUACCAUAUGAAUCCACAGCGAAAGAGUUUGUCAGCAUUGCAUUCACAUUUGACAACAGGUACCUUGUGGCUAUAGUGGGGGAGCCCGACUGGAUGAUGCUCUAUUACAACUGGGAGAAGGGUAAAGUGGAGAGUCAGACGAGAGCCAACAAUCCACCUGCCAACCCAGGACCUGUAUAUCAGGUGGCAACUAACCCGACUGACUCAGCUAUUGUGGCGAUUGUUGGUCCUGGGCUAUUCCGACUGAUGAGUGUGUCAGACACCGUGUGGCGUCAGUACGGGUUCCAGAAGGCAGACAAACUGCCCAUCCGUUGUGUGUGCUGGAUGACUGCAGACCGCGUGCUAGCUGGGACUGAUGACAAUCGCCUCAUAGUCAUCGAGUAUGGUGAUCUGCGUGGCCGUUACCGUGCUAGUGACAUCUCUGAAUUUGACUUGCAGAUACCAGAAGAUCAACCAGGUUCGUCGUAUAGUGCAUCGACUCUUCAAAUAGACAGAGACAAGGAGGUUACCUGUGUUAUCGCAUUCUCUAAUGGUUUUGCCUACACAAUAGACAACUACAUUGUUGUGUUUGAAAAGGAAACUAAGUACAGGUACAAGAGGAAGAAUGUAUAUCGUAUCAGAGGAAUGGAGUUUAAAGACGAGAUAGCAGAAGAGAUGCGCACCAUACGUAACUUGGCUGUGAACCCUGCACAAGAUCGAAUUCUAGCAACAUCAAAGCAGAGUCAGAUUUUCUCUGCCAACCUUCUCGCAAGUGAAGCUCCUGCAACCGGUGAGGUGGUGGUUGAGAUGGACUGUCUCGGAGAAUCGCUUCACCAUGGUGCUAUCACUGGGCUAGCUCUGUGUGCCUGGAAAACCAUUUUCAUGACAUGUGGAGAAAUGGACCGCACUGUCAGAGUGUGGGACCUGACCACAGAAGCACUCAUACUCACCAAACAUUACCAAGAAGACAUCUUUUCAGUGGCUUUGCAUCCAACAGGCUUGUAUGCUGUAGUGGGAUUCUCUGACAAGUUGCGGUUCAUGCUGGUUCUGCUGGAUGACCUCGUCACUACUCGGGAGUUCUCUAUUCGGACCUGUCGUGAGGCUGCUUUCAGCAACACUGGUAACAUGUUCGCUGCCGUCAAUGCCUCUGUCAUACAGAUAUACUGCGUCGUCACCUUCCAAUGUGUUUACUACUUGAAAGGUCACAAUGGAAUCAUCCGCUCACUAGUGUGGACAGCGAGUGACAAGAGUCUCUACUCGUGCGGCAGUGAUGGAGCAGUCUACGAGUGGAACAUGUUUGACGGCAUGAGAGUGAACGAUGUGAUAACUAAAGAGUGUGACUACAUGGGCAUAUCUGCCACACAAGAUGGUAAGAUGGUGUAUGGUGUCGGAUCCGACGGCCUCUUGAAAGAGAUCUGCAAUGCGGAGAUACUGCGAGAGGAGAGCCUGCACCACUCGUGUCUGUACGCCGUCCAGCUGUCUCGCUCUGACCUGAUGAUGUUUAUUGGCGGCACCAAAGGAGCAAUCCUCUCCGUGCGGUAUCCCCUGCCCAGGCCUCCUGAGUACUCAGAAUACUACCUUCACAAUUACCCGAUAACCAAGAUGAAAUUGUCCUAUGAUGACUUGAACCUGAUCUCCUGCUCCAGUGAUGGCACAAUGUGUAUUUGGAGACUGGUCAAUACUGAGCGCAAGUGUGUAAAGAUGGAUGCGGAUUUCUCUUAUUCAAAAGAGAUUCUGAUUAACAAAGACGAUCUGGCAGAGAAAUUGGCAAUGAUCAAAUACUUGGAGAAUCUCGUGAAGUCCCUAGAGACAGAUCAUGUGUAUCAGAUCAAGGAGAUGGAGACAGAACACUCUGACAAGAUCAAGGAGUUACACUCUGGCUACUGCACGGCCAUACAGGAUCUAAAGGACAAGAACCAGGAACUGAUCAGUGAACACACAAUCGAGAUAAACAAGUUGAACAACAGUAUCUUGGAGCUGAAGCGACAACAUGCGGUGGCUAUGGAGGCUCAGGAGUCAGACUACAACUCCAAACUGAUUGUGGAGUAUGACAAGUUCACAACAGCCGAAGAGAAGAACAGAAAUCAUCGUAACCAACUACUGAAGCAAUUAGAUGACUUGGCAAAGUCUAAAGAAGAUGCUUUAAAAACAAUGUCAGAAGAUUAUGAAGAGAAGCUAAGAUUAAAAGACUCCGUUAUACUGGAACUUAACGACACACAGAAACUGCAUAGUCAAGAGCAUGAGGAGAUAAAGAGGCAGAUAGAAGAGGAUGCUGACCAGGAGAUUAUAGACUUGAGAACAAAGUUUGAGCAAGCCUUGAGAACAGAGAAAGACACCAAUGUUCGGUUGAGGGGAGAAACCGGUGUCAUGAAGAAGAAAUUUCUUUCAGCUCAGAAAGAAAUAGAUGAACUCAAACAUCAAGUCAAUACGCUUCAAAAUGAACACCAACAGUUAAAAACAGAGAUUGUAAGCCGGGAGCAAGACAUAACAAACUUGAAGAAGGAAAUAUUUGAGCGUGACUAUACUAUACAAGAAAACGAGCGUAGAUUUUCAGAAGUGAAGAACAAAAAUCAAGAACUUGAGAAAUUUAGAUUUGUUUUGAACCACAAAAUUGUUGAGCUUCAAAUGCAAAUCCAACCAAAAGAAGAGGAGAUACAACAGAAAAAAGAGCAAAUACAAGACAUGGAGGAGGAAAUCAAUGAGCACCAGCAGAAUAUCACCAACCUGAAGUUGCAAGUGGCAGAGCUGAAGGAGAGUGUGGGUUUGAAAGAGAAGGAUUGCUUAAAGGAGAGGAGAGUCAACAAGGAGACCCAAGCCAUCCUCCGUCGUGUGCAGACUGAAUUGCACAACACAGCAGCGCUUGUCCAGGAGCCGCUCGAACUGAAGAAGGCAGUCAUUAAAUUGUACCAUCAGUACAGCGAGGGGAAGGAGUUUGAGCACAGCCGCCAGGAGGACAGAGACGCCCAGUACGAGUUUCUGCGACAGAGAGACCACCUUGAGCGCACUGUCUGCGGGCUGAAGAAACUCUACUACAAGGAAUCUACCAAGGAACGCACUACAGAUAAGAUCAUGAAGGACAAUGUCAAACUAAUUGAAGAGAUUAAUUCACUUCGAAAAGAACUGGUGGAUCGCAAGAAACACAUCAAGGAUUUGGAAAGUAUUGUUGGAAUGCACAAGUUCAUUUCUCCAAAAGAAGCUCACAGAAAGUUGGAAAUGGCUGUACAAACCAAAGAAAGCAUACAUGAACAGUAUAAGCACAGACUGAAGGAAUUAGAAGAACAAAUCAUUGGCCUUCAAGGUGAAAUGCAAAAGCUUAUAUCUAAAAACAAGAUGCUCGAAGAAAAACCAAGGAAACCUGAAGAUUCUGCUAGAAUAACAUUGUCCAAGAAACCUUCAGUAACAGCUUGAAUGGUGUGAGUGAAUUUUAUGUUGUUGUAAUAUUACUGAUAAGUGAAUAAAAAAAACUUGAAUAUGAUACAAAAUACAAUUAUAAGUAUUAUUUCAAUUAACAAAAUAGGAGAUCCAACACAGUUUCCUUCACUUUAUGCUAUUGUUUCUUUAUUAAAAAACCUGUUUAAUGUGAACAAAUAAUUUUGGACAU